AUUUCCUUCUUGUCCAGCCGACCUCCUGGUUACGAUGCUGACGCCGUUUCCGUUGAUCUAGUUUGAAACAGACGAUAUCCGCUGCGCCUUCGAUGGCAUGGAUGGGUCCAUCUGUCCACUCACUGCACUGGGACUUGGCGCUCUGGAUUUCAGAUCCAACGCGCAUGCGCUGCCCUACGUGACAACAUUCCUGCCACAGAUUAGACAUGCCCUCUCUGGUCCUCCGGGCCCGUUCCCAUCACCCGCCUUUCUUUUCUGGACCAUGGUGAUUGACGCACCGAGUGAAAGGAUCAGUAAAGAGGGUCGUGGAGGGAUCAUGAAUGAAUGAAUGAAUGUAUGUUACUAUGUAUGUAUGUAUGGAUGGAUGUAUGCAAAGCCCGCCU
Messenger RNA from Aspergillus ibericus CBS 121593, 383 nucleotides. RefSeq lists its product as uncharacterized. The transcript has a single exon. The record is from RefSeq and is a predicted model, not a curated record. The annotation marks the transcript as partial. NCBI's taxonomy places the organism in Eukaryota, Fungi, Ascomycota, Eurotiomycetes, Eurotiales, Aspergillaceae.